GGCGGUCUUCUGUUGCUACGGUUAUCUUUCAUGAACUCGCUUAUUAUGGCCUCCAUAAGCCCACAUGUGAUGGUUUGAUGAAUUUUCAUACGAAUAUACGCAUGAAGUGGAGCAUAUUCUUUAUUGUGAUGUCGCAAGAAAUGCUGUUAGUUUAGGUAACUCUAUUUAAUCUAAGCAUUCUAAAACCGCUUAUCUUAAAUAAAUUGUAAUUAAUUAUUCAUUAAUCCAACGAUAUUACAGAAAUUUGAUUUUUGUGGCCGAUCUCACGCGAAGGUAGUUUAAAAAAGAUAGACUCCAGUUAUUUGAACUAUACUGCAAUAGUCAAGAUGUGGGUGGAGAUUGUUUUGUUUUUUGUGUUGGUGUUGGUGUACGCGGUGCUGAGGGACAGGCGCCCCCGCAACUGCCCCCCUGGUCCAGUGGAAAUCCCGUUUUUCGGACGAAUGCCGUUUUUUGAUGAAAAAAUGGGAGAAUAUUUGAAAGAAAACUAUGGUGACAUUGUCUCGUAUCGCACUGGAACUUUACGUUCGGUUUUCCUUUUCGACUCUGACACCGCCAAGGAGGCCUUGGGCAGACUCGAUUUCGCUGACCGCCCAGAUUUUUUCUCCACUUUCAGCUUUGACGAUCAAAAAACUGGAGGUGUGAUUGGCAGCAACGGUGCACAAUGGCAGCACGACCGCCGUUUCGUGCUGCGCAACCUUCGCAAUCUCGGCAUGGGCAAGAGUUACCUGGAGGAAGCCAUCAACAUCGAAGCCAAGGCGCUGGUGGAAGACCUCAAGAAAUACGACGGUGAAGCCAUCAACUACCCCGACAGCUUCAGGACUGUGGCGCUCAACAUCAUCUGGCAGAUGGUGGCUAGUACUCGGUACGAUCUUCGUUCCAACGAAGUUGAAACCAUCUAUCGCCUGACUAAAGAAUUCCAGAACAACUUCUCCACGUUGUUGUUUCUGCCUUUGUUCAUUCCUGCACUGAAUCUUCUGCCUAAGCCCCUAAAAAAUUUUAUUUUUCGAGAUUACUUGGUCGAUGCUUUCGUGGAAGAAAUGAAAAUCGUCAUAGACGAUACAGUGGACAAGCACCUGGAGGACUAUGACCCCGACAACCCCCGGGACCUCAUAGACGAGUACAUCAAAGACAUGAAGACGAGCGAAGGGGACGAAAACUCCCUAUUCAGGAGAGGAGCUUUGAACCAAAUCGUCAACGACCUCUUCGGCGCGGGCUCGGACACGGUAAAUAAUCAGCUGAAGUGGAUGGCCUACCUGCUCGCCCGGUAUCCAGAGUACGCAACGAGGAUGCAGCAGCAAAUAGACGCCGUCGUGCCCAGGGACCGCAUGGUGUCGCUCAACGAUAAGCCUAACUUGCCAUUAGUUGAGGCCUUCACCGUUGAAGCUCUGCGGUAUGCCUCAAUCCUGAUCUUCAACGUCCAGAGGUCAGCUACCCGCGACACAAACAUCAACGGUUACUUCAUCCCCAAGGACACCUUGAUUCAAGUGGGAAACUACUCCAUCCACCACGACCCGCGGUACUGGGACGACCCCCACAAGUUCUACCCUGAACGGUUCCUGGAUGAGAGCGCCACUAAGUACACUGCCCCCAAAAAAGCCUUCUUUGCAUUUGGAUCCGGUCGGCGUCAGUGCGUGGGGGAGCUGCUGGCCCGCAUGGAGUUGUUCCUCUUCACCGCCGCCAUCGUCCAGCACUUCGACGUGCGUCCCCCGCACGGCGUCGACCUCAGCCUGGAAGAAUGCGCUAACUUGGGCGGUCUUCGUGUGCCAGCCGACAAAAAACUUAUUUACAAACCGCGGAACUAACAAUAACACCGAACUCUGCCAAUGAUGUCAAAUUAACUACCACGUCCCCAGGUCAAUAUAUUUGAUCGAGUGUAGAGUAAACCUGGCUUUGAUCGUAAAACGGAAGAAUUAGAAUUUUGGAUCUUGUAUUCCAAGGCACAUAAUGCGCAUCAAUUUCCAUCAAUACUCGAAGUCUUCCCAAUAAAACAAAGAAACCUGAUGUGUCCCGUUGCUGAAGUAUAUUUAACUAUUUGUCACUGGCCCUCAUCGGGCCUUUAAGUAUUCAAAUGGAAUGUCAGCGGUGGACCACCUCUUCUCUGAUACAAAAUAAGCACAUUAAGCGGGAUUUAUUUGUUGGUGUUGUUUUCAUGCGCCUCAGAAACUUACUGACAUGAAUACUCCUACUCUUCCAAUUGCCUCUCUGAAAACACAACAGGCCAAAGCAUAAGCAUGUAUUAAGUAACUUAAUUGUUGAAUCAAGCAUAACAAAAGAAAACACCCCAUAAGUGAAAAGUGUAUUACGCAUCAGGACGGAACAACAGUUUCGCCUUACCAAAGGAUGUAAGAUUUAAAGUACGAGGUAGUAGACUAUUUCAUAAAAAUUUGAAGCGAGGCUUUUAAAACGAAAAAUGUUUAUUAGUGUUUGAUAUAUUAAAAGAAUAAAUUAAAAUUUCGACCUUCCACGUAAACACUAAUGGAAACUGCAUCAGUGUUGCUUAGUUUAUACACAUGAUUCAAUGGUAACCGAUGUCAUACCUGUGUAAAUAUAAAUAACGGUUGCCUAGUAUUUCGUAUCUGUGGGAUGAGUUAAUUAUUUUUUUAUGUUUCCACUUGUAUGCCGUCUCGAUUUAAUAAACUCCAGAAUGUUU
Messenger RNA from Hyalella azteca, 2650 nucleotides. Its product is annotated as cytochrome P450 2L1-like. Gene Ontology annotation, molecular function: iron ion binding; oxidoreductase activity, acting on paired donors, with incorporation or reduction of molecular oxygen; monooxygenase activity. NCBI's taxonomy places the organism in Eukaryota, Metazoa, Arthropoda, Malacostraca, Amphipoda, Hyalellidae. Bases 327 to 1802 code for a protein of 491 amino acids. The transcript is spliced from 11 exons. The record is from RefSeq and is a predicted model, not a curated record.